Messenger RNA from Drosophila melanogaster (fruit fly), 1474 nucleotides. RefSeq names its product bicaudal (gene bic). Bases 83 to 592 code for a protein of 169 amino acids. NCBI's taxonomy places the organism in Eukaryota, Metazoa, Arthropoda, Insecta, Diptera, Drosophilidae. The transcript has 2 exons. The record is from RefSeq and is marked reviewed.
GCGAUUUCUUUUUGACAUUUGACUACGACUGGGCGCACGUGUUUUCUGGCAAGGCUCUGUGCUAAAUUCUAGUAAAAUCAAAAUGAACGCGGAAAAGCUGAAGAAGUUGCAGGCGCAGGUGCGCAUUGGCGGCAAGGGCACCCCUCGCCGCAAGAAGAAGAUCGUCCACUCCACGCCCGCCACCGACGACAAGAAGCUGCAGUCGUCGCUCAAGAAGCUGUCGGUAAACACAAUUCCCGGCAUCGAGGAGGUGAACAUCAUCAAGAACGAUGGCACCGUCAUCCACUUCAACAAUCCGAAGGCCCAGGCCUCGCUGCCGACGAACACGUUUGCCAUCACGGGUCAUGGCGAGAACAAGACGAUCACCGAGAUGGUGCCCGGCAUUCUGACGCAACUGGGUCCCCAGGACAUCAACCAGCUGAAGAAGCUGGCCACGGAGAUUGCCAGCAAGAGCGGCGCCGGCGGAGCAGCCGGCUCUUCAGCCGCCGAUGCCGGUGACGAUGAUGUGCCCGAUCUGGUCGAGAACUUCGAGGAGGUGGCCAUCGCCGACACAAAGGAGGAGAAGUCCGGUGAGGUGGCGGCCUCCGCUUAGGCUGGUCCAACCCCGCCCACCCGGGCAAAUCACACCACCACACACCGAACACAAAAACAUACAUACAAAACAUACGGGGCCAGGGAGCAAGACGAAGUGGCUGGCAUACAGGGCAGAACCCACACACCAGACACGCCGGAAACACAUCUACCACUUACCCAUUCCGGUUCCAAAUCGGAAACGGAUCCACUCCGGACUGCAACCAGCGCUUCUGCCCUGAAUGGGCCAUUCUUCGUGCUCCCUCCAGCCACUUUUUUGGGGGUCAUGCUACACACUAUACUAAAAUACAAAAAUAAAGGCAUCCGAGUGAGCGCUGAACAGAACACAUAAGCAUAAUAACUAUACUUAACAUACUAAGGGAACCCUUCAAUCUUAAUCUAAUUGUACUAGUUUGGAACAGUCAAAUGUAUUUUCCAAAGCGAUUAAAGAACGUUUCCUUAACCAAAAAAAACCACAGUCUAAACAACACACACAUUCUAAUUUUUGCCGCCCUCCCAAGAACAACACACACAGAUGUAUCUAUAGAUAUAUGCGCUGUCAUAAAACACUAUAUACUAUAUAUAUACGAUACGGUUUUCGGAAGAAUUGUGACGAGGUGAUUAGGGGAACAACGCAGACACUCCAGAUGAAUUCAUUGCCAGGUCGCGAGGACAGAGAAAUAUAUUUUUAGCACUACUAGCUCUUACCGAUUUUCCCCAAUUUCCGACUUUUCGAUGUAACCCCGCCCUCAAGGAAUCCUCAAUUGAAAACGAAAACAAGCUGAGGCCACAAUUUCGAUUCGAGAACAAUGUGCCCAAAUUGUUGAAAGCAUAGCUUAUAAUUUGUAAACUAUUGUUUUAGACCAUCAUUACCAUGCAUAACAUUAAAUGAGCUGUAAAAACC